This is a messenger RNA of Cloeon dipterum, 853 nucleotides long. It is a transcript of the gene COX4, whose product is annotated as cytochrome c oxidase subunit 4 isoform 1, mitochondrial. The transcript is spliced from 3 exons. Gene Ontology annotation, biological process: mitochondrial electron transport, cytochrome c to oxygen. Lineage: Eukaryota; Metazoa; Arthropoda; Insecta; Ephemeroptera; Baetidae. Bases 79 to 597 code for a protein of 172 amino acids. The record is from RefSeq and is a predicted model, not a curated record.
UUCCCUUUUUCACACAGUUGACUCUAGCCGCUUUUUUCCGAUCCUUCGCCAUCUUGGACCGAUAGCAGCUGAAGGAAAAUGGCCAGCCGACUUCUGAGUUUGACGUCGCGCCAGGCGCAGAAGCUGCAGAAAUGCAUGAGCUCGAGCGUGUCCAAGACCGGGGCCCGCGAGGUGGUUGGCUACGGCUUCAACGGCCAGCACAACUACGCUGACCGCGUCGACUUCCCCAUGCCGGCUGUCCGUUUCCUGGAGAACACCCCCGACAUCCUGGCUUUGAGAGAGAAGGAAAAGGGUGACUGGAAAAAGCUGAGCCUUGAGGAGAAGAAAGCUCUUUACAGGGCGAGCUUCUGCCAGACCUUCUCAGAAAUGAAGGCCCCCACCGGACAGUGGAAGAGCGUCGUCGGCCUGACCUUAAUGAUCUCGUCGCUCUCCCUCUGGAUAUACAUGGCCAUGAAGACCUUUGUUUACAAGCCUCUGCCCGAAACCUUCAGUGAAGAGAGGGUUCAGGCACAGCUGCAACGUAUGAUCGACAUCAGAGUUGACCCCAUCGAAGGUCUCACAUCCAAGUACGAUUACGAAAACAACAGGUGGAAGUAAGCUGUGCUCAAUCUUGGCUCGCCUACUUCGUAUUAGUCCAAAUUUUAGCACCCAGUAAACAGCUAUCGGCUCAGGUGCCUACAUGGUUCUUUCAACAAUUCCGUUCUAAGUUCUCGCUCUUGUCACCCAAAAUUUCGGCUACGACGCAUUACUUUCGCCCUUUGUUGAGAAAAAAGUUGUUGUGUAUAUAAAGAAUGAGGUGCGUGUAGAUGCUACUACAUUCUAAUAAAAAUAACUAAUUUAAAACAGAGGUUAA